This is a messenger RNA of Calliphora vicina (urban bluebottle blowfly), 2879 nucleotides long. RefSeq names its product refractory to sigma P (gene ref(2)P). Gene Ontology annotation, biological process: endosome organization; aggrephagy; mitophagy. Lineage: Eukaryota; Metazoa; Arthropoda; Insecta; Diptera; Calliphoridae. The transcript is spliced from 4 exons. Bases 369 to 2537 code for a protein of 722 amino acids. Gene Ontology annotation, cellular component: amphisome; aggresome. The record is from RefSeq and is a predicted model, not a curated record. Gene Ontology annotation, molecular function: zinc ion binding; K63-linked polyubiquitin modification-dependent protein binding; protein kinase C binding.
AUUUGAAAGAAUAUUCAAGAAUAAAUUUAAAAAUACCUACAGAGAACACGUCAAGCAUAAUUAAAGAGAAAACCAAGUAAAGUUUGCAUUUAGCAAAGAGUAUCAAUUAUUGCGUCUUUCCACACAUUCGUCUACAAUUUCAUAUAAAAACAACGACAAUAAACGAUUGUAAUUUAGUUUUUCCACAAAACUUAAACCAAAAACACAAAAAAUAAUAUACAUACCACAAGCAGCUCAGCUAGUAUACAGGCAGACAUUUUGUAAAGUGCUAAGAAAAUUCAUAUAUUGUGUAAAAAGUUACAAGAAAGUGUUACAAAUAAAUUUGCAGUUUACUGAAAAAUAAUAAAAAAAAAAAGAAAUAAACAACAAUGGAUCAAAAUUUCCUUAAGAUUACCUAUCAUUUGGGUGCCAAGAAAAUGAAUGCCUACUUGAAAAUGCCUUCGCCCACUUACCAUGUCCUUAAGAAGGAAAUCGAAAUGUGUAUAUUCGAGGAACGCAAACAGCCACGUUGUGAAAUACGUACAUUCUGGAUAGACGAGGACCAUGAUGAAAUCGAAAUUAUCAAUCAAUGCGACUAUGAAAUUUUCAUGACCAAACGUUCAUUGCGUCAACACUUGCAAGUCGCCCCCAUUGGUGCAACUGCAGAGGAACAGCCGGAUGGUGCUCCUGCCGCCGCCGCCACUAAAGCCUCAGUAACAACAACAUCUACUGAGUCGGCUACCACCAAUCAAGCUACGGUACCACCAGCUGCUGGUUCUUAUGACUUUGCCGUACACGAGCAUGUCGAAUGUGAUGCUUGUCUUAUGGCCCCCAUUAUGGGUUUCCGCUACAAGUGCAUUCAGUGUCCCAACUAUGAUCUAUGUCAGAAUUGUGAAUCCAAACAUAUACACUCCGAACACAUGAUGGUACGCAUGCCAACUAACAAUUGCCCCAAUGUUAUUGAGGCCUAUGUUACGGGACGCACAUCGCGUCGUCAUGGCAAACGUUCCAAAACCUCUUGUCCAGUCGUUAAAAAUGGCCUGUCCGUGGUCAUUGAUGAUGAGCUGGAGACUGGCAAUGCUACCGGAACAGAAAGUGCUGAUCAGUCUUCGCCUGCUAAUGGCAAAGAACAACAACGUCAUCGUGGCCGUAAUCAUCAUCAUCGUCGUCAUCAUCGUAAUAAUUUCUUUUCACAUUUGUACGAAAUGAUGCAUGAUUUGGCUGAGGGUGGUGGUGCUGCCGCUGCUGCUCAUGCUAUGGGUGAAACCACGACCUCUACCAAAAGUAGCACUUCUACCACAGGUCCUCAAACGACCACAACUUCGACAACUGCAACUAAUGUGCCAGUUUUUGAAAAUGAAACAACAAACAAUAUUGCAGCCGCAGCUGCUGCUGCCGCCCAUAUGGCUGCCCAAAAAGCUCAUGAAACUGCUGUUAAAACUGCAGAAAUAGCUGCUAAAAUUGCUCAUGAAUCUGCUGUACAAGCAGCCAAGAAUGUUAACGAGAACACGGUUGGUGCUCCUUCAACCUCUGCUUCAGCUACCGCUGCAGCUACUGCUGAUGUUGGUGAAAAAGAAAAGGAAGCUACUAAAGAAAAGGUUGAUGCCACUACAUCGCCACGCGAUUUUGAACCUCAACCCAAUCCAGUUCCCGUCAUGCCCUCACCAUCUUUGGAAAGUCUUGCUCAGUUCUUAGAUCCUCAGUACAUGAAGACUGGCAUACAGAUUUUGAAUAACUUCAGCGAUAUGUUUGCCAAAAUGUUAGACCCCAUGGAUGUCGAUGGAGGUGAAAACCAGAUUUAUCCUAAUUUACGUAAAAACUCUACAACUUCUACCAAAUCGUCCGUUUCCUCCAACCCUAAUAGUUUGGGCAGCGACAAGAAAUCUGCUAGCGAAAAUUUAAUCGAAAAGGAACAACAAAAUCAAGAGCAAACUAUGGAAGCCAAACAGCCGGAAAGUGAUGCUUCGUCACAUGUUGAAAUUGAUGAUUUGGGCAGUGAUAGUGAAAAUGACAGUGUUUCUGAGUCGUUCAUUAAGUUAGAUGCUCCCAAAGAAGCCAAUAUCGGUACACCUUCUUCGUAUAAAUCGACUUCAGCUGCAGCCUCGGCUCAGACUACACCACCUCAGUCGUUGGAUAAAUCAAAGGUUAUGGAUUUUGCCCAACUAAGUGCAGAUUUGAAGGCUCAUAUUGCCGAAGAAGCUGCAAAUGAUUCAUCAUCGACCACUGUUGAAACUACUGUUACGGCUACUAAUGAUGCUGUUGAUAAUGCAAAUGGCUCUACAACAACUAUAACUUCUACCACUACUGCUAGCGAACCAGUAGUUACUACAUCCUCUACCACAACUUCGACUACUACAACUCCCGGCAAGCCUGAGGAGAAACGCGCUGUACCCGUUUAUCAUGUUGACCAACGCAUUAAUAAUGCUGUUCAUGCCAUGAUGUCUAUGGGCUUCAGCAACGAGGGUGCUUGGCUAACACAACUAUUGGAAAAUGUUAAUGGCAACAUAUCCGAAGCUUUGGAUCUUAUGUCUGUGGCUCAACGUGGUGGUAGCCGUUAAAAUUUUAUAUUUUAUUAUGUAUCUCUUUUUAUUAAUAUUAAGCUGGAGCGGUUUACCUCUCCUUUUUUCAAUGAAUUAUAACUUUAUAGUAGUAGUAUUUGCUUUUUUUUGUUUGUCCCAAGGGAAUCUUAUUUUAUGUAUAUGUAUUUUUCUUUUCGCUACUUUUUUGAAACAAUUAUUACCGAUACUAUAUAUAUUUAGUUUGUAGUCUUAUAUGAUAUAAUCAACCAUAUAUGUAUGUGUAUAAUUAUUUAUGUUUGAACACAAAAUAUGAAAUUGCUGUGGUGAACGAAUACCUAGCAUUCGAAGUCACUAACAAAAUAAACGCAUAUUAAUCGACAA